Messenger RNA from Cordyceps fumosorosea ARSEF 2679, 1326 nucleotides. RefSeq lists its product as hypothetical. Lineage: Eukaryota; Fungi; Ascomycota; Sordariomycetes; Hypocreales; Cordycipitaceae. The coding region runs from base 1 to 1326 and encodes 441 amino acids. The transcript has a single exon. The record is from RefSeq and is a predicted model, not a curated record. Gene Ontology annotation, biological process: positive regulation of mitochondrial translation.
AUGAGAUCCUACCCUCGACGUAUCUCCCUCCAACAUGCCGCCCGCCAUAUACAUAGCAGCUUAGUACCGCUGCCGCUGCUGCCCUGGCGGCCGCCGGCGAGGUGCUUCCACCAGACGGCGCCCGUCUGCCUACCUCGAAAACGAAGCUUUUUCACUUCCAAUCCCUACCUCUCCCCGGCCGGCGACGAGUCCAAGCCCGCAUUAUCCUCCCCGUCUUCUCCGGUCACCGCCACCACCACCGGUGCCGACCCCUCGACGACGACGACAACGACGCCCACGAAACGAAAGCCCACCCGCGCCGCAACUACCAAGAACUCGCUCCGUCGCGUCGCCAUCAUCGCGCAGCAACCAAAGCGCGGCGCCGCCGCCGACACGCCCGGCAGCAAGCCUCCUCCCAGCUCUGCCGCUGCCGCCGCCGUCGAGCGCGACCCGUCCACUGUCGUCAGCGCUGUCUGCCUCGCCGAGGGCUUCCACAUGCCUACGGUCGUCGAGAUACUCUCCUCGCAAGGGUUCGCGACCGACCCUGACGGCACCGGCUUCGACGCCGGGGAGGUGGUGCACGCGCGACGGACCGCCGCCAAUGGCGACGGCGGCGACGUCUUCGUCUUCCCGUCCGGCACGCUCGUGACGUGGGCGCUACCCCCCGACGCCGUCGCACGCCAGCUGCUCCCCGCCGCCGAGGACCCGCACCCACUCGCGCUGCGCGAGGCCGAGGGCCUCGACUUCAUCUACGACCCCCAGCGCGACGCCAGCUCCGUCCGUGGCGACGUCGUCGUUCUCGGCACGCGCCACGGCGACCGCCUCGACACCACGCUCGCCAAGGUCGCCUUCUCCUCCGGCCUCGCGCGCAGCACCAAGCUCGCCGUCCUCGAGGCCUCCCUCGCCUCCUACUUCGAGUCCACGCGGCACGUGCCCGACCUCCUCGCCCGCGGCGGCGGCCCGCCGCUCAGCCGCCGCUUUGUCCUCGGCCGCACCGGCGAGCUGCUCGGCCUCCGCGCCCGCCUCAACCACUACUCGGAGCUCACCGACGCCCUGCCGGACCUCUUCUGGGACAGCCGGUCGGAGCUCGGCCUCGACGGGUACUACGAGCAGGUCGGCCGCGCCCUCGACGUCGGCGUGCGCAUCCGCGCGCUCAACCAGAAGAUGGACUACGCGCAGGAGAUCGCGGCGGUGCUGCGCGAGGUCGCGAGCGAGCGCCACGGCACCCGCCUCGAGUGGAUCAUCAUCGUCCUCAUCGCCGUCGAGGUCGUCUUCGAGCUCCGACGCAUCGUCCUCGAGUGGAGGCAGGAGAGGGAGGAGGGCGCAGCGGAGGCAGCUCCGGCGUGA